CGCACGCCGUUGGCAACACAGCUGCAGAGCCACUUCGUGAUGAAAGCAACGUCGUUCUGAUCCUGGAGCGAGAUCGCAAACAUGGCAGACACCGAGAAGGACUUGCAGCACGUCGGGCAGGACAUGGAGCGAAUUCAGCUCGACGACGAUGACGUAUGGCACGAGACGGAGGGCGUACCGCGUCACAGCGACCCCUUCAUCCAACAGUAUCUAAACGGUCGAGACGCGCUCGUAGAGCAGGAGAAGAAGCAGAGAAGCGAUCGCUUCUUUCGGGAGAACCUGUCGGGCGUGGCGUUUGAGGCAUGCUCCAUCGUGGACCAGAUCCGCUUCGACGAAGCGCAGACGCUGUGGACGCGCGAGUACGAGGACGACCUGAUCAGGACGACGCACGCGGGCGACGUGUACCCGGGCAUGAUGUUCUCGCUUGCCAAGGACCGGAUGGAGAAGAGCAAGCUGUGGAGGAUCGUCCGGCGGAUGCCAAAGGGCGCGCUCCUGCACUGUCACUUCGAGGCCAUGAUCGAGGUCGAGUGGAUCCUCGAGCGCGCCUUCGAGCUGAAAGGUGUGGGCAUCAAGUGCGCGACCAGCCUGGACAGUCCGGAAGCGCGGCUGAAGGCUCCGUUCGAGUUUGGAAAGCCGGCGACCCUGCCCGCCGAAGCCGCCUCGAUCUGGUCGUCGUCGUACCAGCCCGACACAUUCGUGCCCCUCGAGACGGCGGCCGAAACGUUCCCGCUGGGAGGCCGGUCGGGCUUCGUCGCCUGGGUGCAGUCACGCUGCACCAUCACGCCCGAGGAGUCCAUCUCGCACCACCACGGCAUCAACCAGAUCUGGGUCAAGUUCCUCUCCACGUUCGGCAUCGUGAGGACGCUCAUAUACAUCGACGAGAUCUUCCCACAGUACGUGCGGCGGCUAUGCGAGCAGCUGCACGCGGACAACGUGCUGUGGGCGGACGUGCGGGCGCUCUUCUACCGACCGGACAAGACGACCGACGACGAGUACUUCAUCAGGAAGCUGCGCGAGUUCGACGACGUGAUCGAGCAGUACAAGAGCAGCCCGGAGGGCGCCGAGUUCUGGGGCAUGCGCAUGAUAUGGACGACGGCGAGGAUAUUCGACAAGCGCGACAUCAUCAACUCCAUGAAGCAGUGUAUCGCGGUCAAGAAGGCCCUACCGCACGUCAUCGCCGGCUUCGACUUCGUGGGCCAAGAAGACCUGGGACGGCCGCUGGCGGACCUGGUGCCGGAGAUCUUCUGGUUCAAAAAGCGGUGCGUCGAAGAGGGCGUGGAGAUACCCUUCUUCUUCCACGCGGGCGAGACGCUCGGCGACGGCGACGCCACGGACGAGAACCUGUUCGACGCCGUGCUGCUGAACACGCGCCGCAUCGGGCACGGCUUCUCGCUCUUCAAGCACCCGCUGCUGAUCGACAUGGUCAAGGAGAAGCGCAUCCUGGUCGAGAGCUGCCCCGUCAGCAACGAGGUCCUGCGCCUGACCAGCUCCAUCCUCGCCCACCCGCUGCCGGCCCUGCUCGCCCGCGGCGUGCCCGUCGCCCUGUGCAACGACGACCCGGCCAUCCUCGGCCAGGGCACCACCGGCGUCUCCCACGACUACUGGCAGGCCCUCCAGGGCUGGGAGAACCUCGGCCUCGCCGGCCUGGGCUCCCUCGCUGAGAACUCCGUCCGUUGGGCCGCCUUCGAAGACUGCACCCAGAAGGAGUGGCUGCUGCAGAUCAAGCUCGGCGCCGCCGGCAAAGGCGUUCGGGCCGAGAGGCUGAAGCUGUGGAUCAAGUCGUGGGAGCAGUUCUGUCAGUGGGUCGUGGACGAAUACGGCGCCGACGAGAACUUCGAGGUCGACGACGAGGAAGCGCAAUAGACUCGGCUUCAGCGUUCGAACUCGACUUUCUUUCCCGCUCGUACAGUAGCAGUAAAAAGAAGUGCACCAAUAUUGACUACAGCAACGACAAUGAUGAUUACGGCCUGAAAAAGAACGAAAAGAAAGCGCGGCGUGUGGCAGGAAAGAGCCUUUUUCAACAAGCAGGUUUGGCGUUCCACGUUUGGAAGAGAGAGAUGGGAGAAAAAAAAAAGGCGAAAGAGGGUCACAUAAGAUAGGUAACAUCUUCAACGUGUACCAGUGUAGACAAAUGUCGUCAUCUUAUUUGCGCAUACAUCUUUUCUUUGCCUCCGACUGACCGUCCACCGGGGCAUUAGUCGCCUUCAUCGUGUUGCCAAAAGCUAUCUCUCUAUGUACAUGUAGAAUAUAGAUCUCAUGAGUGCCGCGCCGUAUAUUCCAAUUGAAGUGUGAAAAGC
This is a messenger RNA of Verruconis gallopava, 2297 nucleotides long. RefSeq lists its product as uncharacterized. The transcript has 3 exons. Gene Ontology annotation, biological process: adenosine catabolic process; inosine biosynthetic process. The record is from RefSeq and is a predicted model, not a curated record. The coding region runs from base 82 to 1863 and encodes 593 amino acids. NCBI's taxonomy places the organism in Eukaryota, Fungi, Ascomycota, Dothideomycetes, Venturiales, Sympoventuriaceae. Gene Ontology annotation, molecular function: adenosine deaminase activity.